Molecule: messenger RNA, 2490 nt
Organism: Didymosphaeria variabile
Lineage: Eukaryota; Fungi; Ascomycota; Dothideomycetes; Pleosporales; Didymosphaeriaceae
Exons: 4
Coding region: 1-2490 (829 amino acids)
Source: RefSeq, a predicted model, not a curated record
AUGAUUCCACUCGCGGUCAACGAGACGGGCGCGAGCCGAUUCCCACCACCCGAGCAGCUUGCGCAACAGCAGCAGAUUCCGGUGGGCGUCGCUCAACCAGCUUACAGACAGCAGCAGCAGCAGCAGCCCUUCCCGCAGCGCACCACGAGCCACCGCCAUUCCUCGGGCAUCGCGCUCGACCAGCAGACGCUCCAGCAGCUACAAGGCGGUCCGCAGCCGCCCCAAGGCUACGAGCAGCAGCCUCGCAGAGGGUCCUACCAGCCGCAGUCUUCCUACGCGCCAGAGCCCAAGAAGCAAGGCCUCCGCAGCCGCCUCGGGCUUACCAGUCACAAAGAAGACGACCGCUCCAAGGCUGCUAAAGUCGGGCGACGCGUCUCGGUGCGCAAGAGCGACCCGCGCGAGCUCGAAUACCGGCAGCAGGAGGAAAAUCGCCUGCGAGCUGCGCAGUGGAAUCAGCGGCACGGGCAGCACGGAUCCAGCUCGCAUCUCGCACCCUCCGACGAGCACGACGAGGACGACCUCGACCCAUUCCUGCAGCAGGAAGACGAGCCUCCUCGGGCGCCGCCCAAAGACGCGCCAUACCAGGGCCAUCCGCAGCAGCCUCCGCAGCAAUAUUCGCCCAACCCGCACCAGGAGCAGUACAACCGGCCCCCACUCGCUAGACACGCACAACAGCAACCGCCUCAGGGUCCGCCAGAGCCUCAGGUGCAGAACCCUCGCUACUCGCAGCAAUCGCAACACUCCCCCCAACAGCCUCAGCCGCACCAAGGCCAAGACUUUCAGCAGCUGCAGCACGGUCGCUCGCCUCCCCAAGCACAAGGCGAGCCGAACGCUCCUCCGCCGUCGCAACAAGUUCCGCAGAUCGUCCAAGGAGGCCAGCCGAUCGACGGUCAGCAUUCGCAGCAGCUCCGACCUCCGUCCUCACACGCAUCGCUUGCCCCACCCUCGCCCCUCCAAUCGCAGCCUCCCAUCUUCCAGGCCUACGACCAGCAGGGACAGCCGUCCCCGUCCACUGACCCUCACUCGCAGAGCGUCACUCCGCCCCAGCAAGACAACAUGCCGCCGGCGAACAGUGGGCAGCGCAAUACCUUGAGGAAAGUGAACGAUGGAGGCCAGCAACAGGCUCCACCCUCGCGCGAGAGCUCGCUUCUGCAGCAGAAUUCAACACAAGGUCAGGCUCAAGGACAAACGCCUGUCUCACCGGGCAUUCAGACUUUUGGCGCUAACGUCGUGCCAACAGCUUCGCAGGGGCAGCCAUACCGAGGAGAGAAAGGCCAGAAUCCGCAGAGUGGGGAGAUGGGUCGGGCAACACCACCGCCGCGAGCUGCGGCUGACAUGUCGGACGACGAGAUAGCUCAACUGAUCAAAGACCAUGACGUCUUGCGCGAAAAGUAUCAAAAGGUCAAGCGAUACUUCUUCGAGCAGCAAACCCAAGUACAUCAGCUGCAAAACACCCUCGCAAACCAGCGUCUCUCCCUGUCGCGCACAUCUUGGGACGAUAGCGAAUACGCUACUCGCUUCAACAGGUUAGACGGGUUGAUAGCACAACUUUCCUUCGCGAUCCGUAAGGAUUGGAAGGCGAUUCCGCCCUGGCUGCAGCCUGUCGUGAACAAGACUGCUGUAGAGACUGGCAAGCAGGAGAUGACUGCGGUCGGACGCGCUUUCAUCUCGCAGUGGCUGGUCGAGAACAUCUUCGACAAGUACUUCCACCCUGAUCUUGAGACUGGGCUCUCGACCCAGCUGAAGACCAUCCAACUGAACAUACGGAAAUACGCUGCGACCUGCCACACCACUGAAGAUGAAGAUGCUCUUAACGCGAAAGUCAUCAACUGGCGUUUGGCGACUCUAGAAGGAUUGGCGGAUCAGCUUAAAGCUGCCCAGAAUGGGCCAAACCGAGCGACAUUGACCGAAACACUGAACGAGAAGCUCAUCGGCUCUAUACAGAUGUAUCUCAACGACCCUGCACCUCCGGAUCUGAACGGAGGAGUCCCUAUGAUCAUUGAAUUAGCUAUCAGCGUCGCACAACAUCUUCCGCUCGAGAGCCGGGAGGUGCAGAUUGAGUACUUUUACCCAGGACAGGGCCUUGUCUCUGAGUUCAUGAAGAUGGAGUCUGGCAUUCCCGCCUUGACAGACCCCAUCCGAGAACUCGAUGAGGCAGACCGCGCGUCUUUGCGAAGUGUGGCGUCCAAGGUAGACGACAAUGCAUCAGUUGGGGAACCGGAGCAGUUGAAUCAGCAAACAACCAAGGAGCCUGCAGACAAGAAGCGAAGUAUGUUCGGGUUCGGCGGGUCGAAGAAGCCGUCUCAGACUCCAGCUACACUUGGCAAGCGCGAAUCGUCUCUGGGCCACCAACCUAAUCCAAGCCAGCAAAGUCUGUCGCUGCCCUCAAAGGAUGAUGCUCCUCAGCCGAGAGUUCGUUUGUCUGUUGGUGUAGCGGUGCAAAUCCGCGGCAAGAGCAUUUUGAUCAAAGCGCCUGUGUACAGCACCUAG